AUGCGUUACGUGGCAGCUUACCUGUUAGCCGUAUUAGGAGGUAACGCAAAUCCUUCUAAAGGUGAUAUUGUGGCUAUCUUGGAGUCAGUUGGUCUGGAAAUUGAAGAUGAACGUAUUGAUAAAGUCAUCUCAGAACUGAACGGUAAAGAUGUCAAUGAACUUAUAUCACAGGGAAUGAAAUUGGCAUCUAUUCCAUCAGGAGGCGUGGCUAUUGCAACAACUGGAGGUGGAGCUACAGCUGGUGGUGGAGAUGAGGCCAAAGAAGAAGUCAAGGAAGAGAAGAAAAAAGAGGAAAGCGAUGAGGACAGCGACGAAGAUAUGGGAUUUGAUCUCUUCAAUGACUAA
Messenger RNA from Gigantopelta aegis, 345 nucleotides. RefSeq names its product 60S acidic ribosomal protein P2-like. Gene Ontology annotation, biological process: cytoplasmic translational elongation. NCBI's taxonomy places the organism in Eukaryota, Metazoa, Mollusca, Gastropoda, Neomphalida, Peltospiridae. Gene Ontology annotation, molecular function: structural constituent of ribosome. Gene Ontology annotation, cellular component: ribosome; cytosolic large ribosomal subunit. The record is from RefSeq and is a predicted model, not a curated record.